CACCUCGCAUCACGAAACGAUGCACAGGGCGUCCUUCUUGCUCCUCUUCCUUCCAUUAUGGAAACUCCCCAGAGUCGCUGCUCUACAUUCCGGCAAGUGGUGCUUCGCGGGCUGCGAGCUCGCCCUCAACUACGCCGACUUCAAUGACACCGAUGCCGGAUCCAAGAAGAUCCGCUCGUGCCAGAGCACAUUGAGAGCUACAUCGCUCUAUCUAUGUAUCGACGAGUAUUGCGAUGAGAGAGGCCGCUCAGAGUGGCUGCGGGUAUCGAACGAGACGUGUAUAGGGAUCGCGAAUGCGACGCUGCCACCGUACGAUAUCAUUGCCGGGUAUUCUCCGCAGGAGAGAGCUGAGAUCAGACGGUUGAGCGCGGAUGAGGCUCUGACGUAUCCGACGGCGGGGGAGGUCCUGAUACCUGAGGAGUCGUUCUUCGAAAGGGCGUUCACUACGCUUGAAGCUGCGUAUUUUGAAGUGGAUAUUCAUCGCGUGUAUGGCUGGUGCAUGUACUACUUCUGGGGCAUCGUCAUUGCCAUCGGCAUGGGCACACGCUUGAUCUCCCUCAUCGGCAGCAUCAGAAGGCAGGAAUGGCAAGCCAUACCUACAAGCGAGACAAGCAUCGAAGAACCACACCCCUCAAAGCGCUCUCAGCCGCCUAGUCUGGCAUACGCUCUCCUAAAGCGCUUCAUAACCGUUCCCGCAACCUUCAACAACCGCUGCUCCCAACCCCUGGGCUGGUGCACCAUACCACCACGCAUCCAGUCCCUUACCAUCCUCGCCUUCAUUGUACUCAACAUCGUCCUCUGCACCGUCAGCUACCGCGUCACGCACGGCAAUCUCUAUUGGCCACAGGAGCACAUCCAACUAUGGCGCUACGUAUCCGACCGAACCGGCGUUCUCUCGCUCGCCAACUUCCCUCUGAUAUGGCUCUUCGGCACGAGGAAUAACGUCCUGAUGUGGGUGACGGGGUGGGGCUUCGGCGCGUAUAAUAAUUUCCAUCGGUGGGUCGCGCGGGUGGCUACGGUGCAGGCAGUCGUGCAUUCCGUGGGCUACACUGUCAUGAUCUAUGAGCGCGGCGGAUGGCCCCUCUUCACCAAGUACCUAGGCAAGCACUACUUCUGGAACGGCGAACUAGCCACCAUCUUCAUGUGCUUAUUGCUCGCCUUCUCCGUCUACGGCCUCCGCCGAAGCCACUACGAGAUCUUCCUCACCACUCACAUUAUACUUUCCAUCAUCGUCCUUUUGACCAUGUACUACCACGUCGCCAUCUUCAUAGACGGCGAAUGGACCAUCUUCAUCUACCCGUGCCUCGUACUCUGGAUCCUAGACCGCGCUCUCCGCGCCCUGCGCAUUCUCUCCUUCAACCCCCAAUUCUGGAACACCAAAGCUACCGCGACAUACUCCGCAAGCUGCAACCUCGUCCGGCUCGAAGUUCCCUUUACGCAGACCAGGCUGCAGCAACCAAAGCCAGGGACGUACUACUACAUAUACGACCUCUCCAACCCGCUUUACGCGCACCAAAACCACCCCUUCACACUCGCCUUCGUCACCUCGGGCCGCGGCCGAGCGACGGAACAAGGCACCACCGCCAACACCAACGCAGAUGCAGCAGCGAUCCCGCUCCGAAGACCUAGUUCCUCCUCCUCCUCCUUUACAGGGAAUUCAGACGACUCCGCGUCCACAGAAGCCGACGCCCUCCUCUCUCCUUCCCCUUCAUCCUCUUCUCCGGGCAGAACACCAGCCCUUAUCUUCCUCAUCCGGCCCUACUCCGGCUUCACCUCGCGCCUCGCGAAACUUGCCGCCACCCACACCCACGCCCACGCCCCAUCCUCUCUCCGCAUCCUCCUCGAAGGCCCCUACGGCCCCAGCGCCCCCCUGCACCACUACCCCCACAUCCUCUUCAUCGUCGGGGGAACCGGCAUCGCCGUCCCACUCUCCCAUCUGACUCACCUCCUAUCCUCCUCCUCAGUAGCAAGUCUCCGCAUCGUGUGGGCAGUGCGCGAACACGCGUUUCUCGCCGCGGUGGUGGACGAGUUCGCCAGGGUACUGGAGGACGAGCGCGUAGUGCUAGAUGCGCAUGUCACGCGGGAUGAGGAGGGGAAGGACGAGGCGCUUGACGAGGGAGAGGGGGUGAGAGGGGUGCGCGUAGAGGCUGGCAGACCGGAUGUGGGCGCGGUGGUGGAAGAUGCGGCGAGGGAGGCGGGGUGCGAGCGGCUUGCGGUGGUGGCGUGUGGGCCGGCGCAGAUGGCGGAUCAGGCGAGGCGGGCGUGUGUGGGGGUGCUGGGGAGGGGGUAUAGGGGGGUGGAGUACUUUGAGGAGAGCUUCAAGUGGUAGCGUAGGGAGGUAGGGAGCAUUGCACACUGUUCGGCUCUCUCCUUCUUCUUCUACUCUAUACCCGGUAGCGCAAUAGAGAUGCAC
Messenger RNA from Trematosphaeria pertusa, 2413 nucleotides. RefSeq lists its product as uncharacterized. Gene Ontology annotation, cellular component: plasma membrane. Lineage: Eukaryota; Fungi; Ascomycota; Dothideomycetes; Pleosporales; Trematosphaeriaceae. Gene Ontology annotation, biological process: intracellular iron ion homeostasis; copper ion import; iron ion transport. The coding region runs from base 20 to 2329 and encodes 769 amino acids. The record is from RefSeq and is a predicted model, not a curated record. Gene Ontology annotation, molecular function: ferric-chelate reductase activity. The transcript has 5 exons.